CUGACACACGGAACAGCCUCAAGCUGCACCAAGGGCUGCUGACUUGCAGGUCUCCCAGCACAAGCAGCAGACCUGUGCCUAAGAAUGGAAGGCACUCUAAACCCUUAACAAAGAGCACUACAACAGUCAAAUCAAGAAAGGAACAAAGAUACCGUAAGAUGUUCAAUACCAGCACAAACUCCUCGGGAAACAACUGCAGUCACAGCACAGUAAUAACCAAGACAGUCAUUCCCCUGGUCUACUGUUUAAUUUUCAUAGUAGGACUCUCGCUGAACAGUGUGGCAGCAUGGGUCUUUCUCUAUGUUUCUAGCAAAAAGAGUUUUAUUGUCUAUCUCAAAAACAUUGUUGUUGCCGACCUCCUAAUGAGCUUGACAUUUCCUUUCAAAAUUCUUGCUGAUUCAGAAAUUGCACCUCCACAGCUCAACAUGUUUGUGUGCAGAUACUCUGCUGUUGUUUUUUAUACAAACAUGUAUAUUGGGAUAACAUUUUUUGGCCUCAUUGGUUUCGACAGAUACUACAAAAUUGUAAAGCCUUUAUUCACCUCUUUUGUUCACACAGUUAACUACAGUAAGAUGGUCUCUAUAAUCAUAUGGUUAUUGUUAAUGUUUAUAUCAUUUCCAAAUAUGAUUUUAACUAAUGAAAUCACUAAAGAAAAUUAUUCCAGAAAAUGUAUAGGUCUUAAAAGUGAGCUUGGCAGACAGUGGCACAAAGCGUCAAGUUAUAUUUGCACAGCAAUUUUCUGGAUUGUUUUUCUUCUUCUAAUCAUUUUUUACACUUCUAUAUCAAAAAAAAUAUAUAGCUCUUAUAAAAAAUUCAGAAGGAACUCAGAUGUGACCAAGAGAAAAACCAGCCGUAAUAUAUUCAGUAUCAUGUUUGUAUUUGUCAUUUGCUUUGUACCCUAUCACCUCUGCAGAAUACCAUAUACUUUAAGUCAAACUAGUUCACAAUUCAACUGCCAGUCAAAAAAAAAUCUGUUCUAUGCAAAGGAAUUUACUCUUGUACUGUCUGCUGCAAAUGUGUGCCUUGAUCCCAUUAUUUAUUUUUAUCUCUGCCUACCCUUUAAAGAAAAGCUGUAUCAAAAACUGCAUCUCAAGCUAAAAACUUCAAGUGACGUUGAAAUUUCUAAAUGCAAAAGAUCAAAUACACUUCGGGAAAGUAUAAACAUCGUGUAGGUUCAGGUCAUUAAAAUAAUACAUGUUUAAGAAGGUUAUUCAAGAAUGCAAAUGUCUCAAAGAAACUGAACAGAUAAGAACUAGCAAUAAAAAGAAACAAGGUUUCAGAAUAAAAUGCUAACUGGUUUUUCUCUGUAUAAAAACAUUACUGCACAUUGCAAAUAUAUUCACUACAUGCUACUCCAGCUGAUGCUAUGACUGCAUUAUGGUGUGAUAUGACCUAUCUGGAUCUCAAAGAAAAAGAGAGGAGUAACUGAACCACAUUCCGGAGCUCCAGGCCACAGUUCACUGGAAGGAUUCUCCGACAGACACAGUAACCAAACUGCUUUGCGGUUGUUUCUCAAGAAGUCAGGUACAACACACAUGACGAUUAGCAAACCAGCCUGAAGGGCCCAGGAACAGCUGAUCGCUCCAUCUCACCUGGCACAGACCCAUUGGAAGGAGCAUCCUUCCAAGGGGGUUCAGCAUAAGACUCUCUGCACCAGCCUGUAGAAGAGGAUUGAGACCCUGAGGGGAAUCACUCUCCAUAAAGCAAACAGUUGAAGGCAAUGUGCAGUUUACAGAAGGGCUCUAUUCCAACAAC
Molecule: messenger RNA, 1755 nt
Organism: Strigops habroptila (Kakapo)
Lineage: Eukaryota; Metazoa; Chordata; Aves; Psittaciformes; Psittacidae
Gene: P2RY14
Product: purinergic receptor P2Y14
Exons: 3
Coding region: 159-1172 (337 amino acids)
Biological process (GO): G protein-coupled receptor signaling pathway
Cellular component (GO): membrane
Molecular function (GO): G protein-coupled purinergic nucleotide receptor activity
Source: RefSeq, a predicted model, not a curated record